CGCCCCGCAGCCUGCUGGGCCUCGGUGUGGGACUGCGUGUCCCUCGGCUCCUGCCGCGGGCCUCGGGGAGAGGGGUGGAAGAUGUCUAUGGAUGUGACAUUUCUGGGGACGGGCGCAGCAUACCCAUCCCCAACCCGGGGUGCCUCUGCUGUGGUCCUUCGGUGUGAGGGCGAGUGCUGGCUCUUUGACUGUGGGGAGGGAACACAGACACAGCUUAUGAAAAGCCAACUUAAAGCAGGGAGAAUUACCAAGAUCUUCAUCACACAUCUUCAUGGAGAUCAUUUCUUUGGCCUUCCUGGCCUCCUCUGCACAAUCAGCCUACAGAGUGGCUCCGUGGUCUCCAAACAGCCUAUUGAAAUCUAUGGCCCUAUAGGGCUUCGGGACUAUAUCUGGCGAACCAUGGAACUUUCUCACACAGAGUUGGUUUUCCCUUACGUGGUCCAUGAGCUGGUGCCUACAGCAGAUCAAUGUCCUGCAGAAGAACUAAAAGAAUUUUCACAUAUGAAUAGAGCAGACAACCCUCCCAAAGAGGGACAAGGAAGAACUAUCCUAUUAGACUCAGAAGAAAACUCAUACCUUCUGGUUGAUGAUGAACAGUUUGUGGUAAAAGCAUUUCGCCUCUUUCACAGAAUUCCCUCCUUUGGAUUUUCAGUUGUGGAAAAGAAACGCCCAGGUAAACUCAAUGCGCAGAAACUAAAAGACCUCGGUGUUCCGCCAGGUCCUGCCUAUGGGAAGCUGAAAAAUGGAAUUUCUGUUGUUCUGGAAAAUGGGGUUACAAUUUCUCCCCAAGAUGUCUUAAAAAAGCCUAUUGUUGGAAGAAAAAUCUGCAUAUUGGGUGAUUGUUCUGGGAUUGUGGGUGAUGGAGGAGUGAAGCUGUGCUUUGAAGCAGACCUGUUGAUCCAUGAAGCGACCCUGGAUGAUGCCCAGAUGGACAAAGCAAAGGAGCAUGGCCAUAGCACGCCACAGAUGGCAGCAACGUUUGCAAAGUUGUGCCAUGCAAAGAGGCUGGUUCUGACUCACUUCAGUCAAAGGUACAAACCAGUUGCCUUGGCCAGAGAAGGAGAAACAGAUGGCACUGCAGAACUAAAAAAGCAAGCUGAAUCAGUGUUAGAUCUCCAAGAAGUGACUCUAGCAGAAGAUUUUAUGGUAAUUGGCAUUCCGAUCAAGAAAUGAAACCAGUGUUCCUGAAUGCAUAUCGACUUGUCUGUGACUAUGUUACUGAACCUACAGUCCAGUUUUAUGUUUUUUGUUUUUGGUCUGAAAUUAUUUGGGCCCUGAGAAUCCUAAAAAGGAUAGACCUGCAUUGCUAAACUGACUCAGUAGUGAGAGGGAGCAAGCUUUUUGAUAAUAAAUCAUUUUUAAAAGAAAAAAGCCCAGCAUCCUUCUUAAAGUCCAAAUUUGACAAAAUGAUAGACAAUUCAGGUAUACUUCUCCUUUUGUGGCUACUGCCACAAAUAUAUGCCAGUAUUCCAUGCAAUCCUGGGCUUAGCUUCUGCCCAUCUUUAUUGCUGUUGUUGGCACAGUACACAGGGCUUGGCCCUCUUGGCUAAAAAUGGUAUUUUUGGCAGUUUGUAUUGAAUCUGUUCUUGUUAUUAACAGAAUAGAGAGAAAUGUAAUGAGACAUGGGACAUGCAGGAUUGGUGAUAGCAUGACAAUAGCUUUGCUGAAAUACUGAAUGCAGGGUUGGGCUGGGUGUUGAUCUUAGUAUUUUAUUGAACUUUCUGGUUUGCUCUUA
Cynocephalus volans (Philippine flying lemur) is the source of this 1735-nucleotide messenger RNA. RefSeq names its product elaC ribonuclease Z 1 (gene ELAC1). NCBI's taxonomy places the organism in Eukaryota, Metazoa, Chordata, Mammalia, Dermoptera, Cynocephalidae. The transcript has 4 exons. Bases 82 to 1173 code for a protein of 363 amino acids. Gene Ontology annotation, molecular function: 3'-tRNA processing endoribonuclease activity. The record is from RefSeq and is a predicted model, not a curated record. Gene Ontology annotation, cellular component: nucleus.